UUUGGUUUGGGUGCCGGGCAUCAGCUGGCUCUCUCCCUGUCUAUCUGGGGCGGUGUUUCUUGCUGGUGCGAGCAACUAUAACAAACGUACUCAUCAGCUGGUAGGUCAUUUAGUCACAUGCAAUAUGGGAAAUGUAGUUAUAUUCAAAGUAAAACGCCUCCUGCACUUGGGAGUAUGAAUUCCGUCAAAACUACGUUACCCACAAUGCCCCGCUGCAAUCGUAAACAUAGACCUGUCAAACAACAAAAACGCCAUCUUGACAGCACCCUCAAAAUGGCAGAAAGAUGUGAGCUAGAAACCAAGUCUAAACUAAGAUACCCGCUCCCUGCUAUUUAAAACCAGACUCGCUAGUUUUUCCAUAAACGAGUGGUUAUGGGGUUGGUGCCCUGCGCGGCAGCACAGAGCCUGUAAAAUGGAUAUACCGACGGCGGUUUACAACGCGGCCAGAGAUGGUAAGCUGAAACUUAUCCAGAAGUUGCUGAGCAACAAAACUCCUGAGGAGCUGGAGGCUUUAGCCGAGGAGAAAAUCCAGGGAGGCACUCCUCUGUUGAUAGCCUCUCGGUACGGACAUUUAGAGGUUGUAGACUACCUCCUUGAACAGUGUAAAGCAAAUGUUGAACUCGGGGGGGCGGUUAACUUUGACGGCGAGACCAUCGAGGGAGCUCCGCCGCUGUGGGCAGCCUCGGCAGCCGGUCACCUCCCUGUGGUUAAGACGCUACUGAAACACGGUGCCUCAGUAAACAACGCAACACUAACUAACUCAACGCCGCUCCGAGCUGCCUGCUUUGACGGUCACCUGGAGAUCGUCCGCUACCUGGUGGAGCACAGAGCUGACAUGGAGGUAGCCAACCGCCACGGCCACACCUGCCUCAUGAUCUCCUGUUACAAGGGCCACAAGGAGAUCGCCAAGUUCCUCCUGGACCGUGGUGCUGAUGUCAACCGCAAGAGUGUAAAAGGAAACACCGCCCUCCACGACUGUGCGGAGUCAGGUAGUCUGGACAUCAUGAAGAUGCUGCUAAAGUGCAAUGCUCGCAUGGAGAGAGAUGGAUACGGGAUGACCCCUCUCCUCGCUGCGAGUGUAACAGGUCAUACCAACAUUGUAGAGUAUCUCGCCCACCAGCCUCGCACCUCCAGAGAGGAGCGAAUCGAUGCACUUGAACUCCUUGGGGCUACUUUUGUGGAUAAAAAGCGUGAUCUUCUAGGGGCGAUGAGGUACUGGAGAAGGGCUAUGGAGCUGAGGCAGCCAGGGGACAAGACGGGAUCCCUGGCCAAGCCUCAACCUGGUCCUCCUAUCCCUGCCUAUGGCUGUGCGCAGGAGGUGACCUCUGCAGAGGAGCUGGAAGCUUUGAUCACAGACCCUGAUGAAAUGAGGAUGCAGGCCUUGUUAGUCCGAGAGCGCAUACUGGGGCCAUCCCAUCCAGACACUUCUUAUUAUAUCCGCUACAGGGGAGCUGUGUAUGCAGACUCGGGCAAUUUUGAACGCUGCAUCAGCCUGUGGAAAUAUGCUUUAGACAUGCAGCAGAGCAACCUGGACCCUCUCAGCCCCAUGACAGCCUCCAGUUUCCUGUCUUUUGCAGAGCUUUUCUCUUUCGUUCUCCAGGACCGGGCCAAAGGCACCCUGUCAACACGCGUCACCUUCCACGAUCUGAUGACUGUGCUGGUGAAAAGUGUGAGGGAGGUAGAGAGAGCUGUGGCACAGAGAGACAACCCUCCGGAGGCUCCUCAGUUCACCAAAGCACUCUCCAUCAUCCUGCACCUCAUCUUUCUCCUGGAGAAGCUGGAGUGCAGCCCAGAGCAGGAGCAUCAGAAGAAGCACACAGUGUACCGCCUGCUAAAGCUGAACCCUCGAGGUCGCAGCGGCUUCACUCCUCUCCACAUGGCUGUAGACAAAGAGACCACGUCUGUUGGCCGAUACCCUGUGGGCCGCUUCCCCUCCCAGGCGGUGGCAGCACUGCUCCUAGAGUGUGGCGCGGACGUGGAUUCACGUGACAGUGAAAACAAUACGCCUCUGCACAUCGCUGCUAACAACGGUUGUCCAGAGAUUAUGGCACUACUUAUGAAGGCUGGGGCUCACUUUGACGCUACAAAUGCACAGAGGAAGACGGCCUACGAGCUGCUGGAUGAGCAGAGCAGCGGGCACCCGGCCCUCUACCCACUGAACUAUGUCACCCUUCAGUGCCUGGCAGCACGUGCAAUUGAAAAGCACAGACUGCCCUACAGGGGACUCAUCUCUGAAGAGAUGGAGGCUUUUAUUGAACUGCACUGACUGAUGAGGCAUCCCUGCACUACACUUCCUGUUGCCCCCCAUAUCUUACUAUGACCUGCCACUUCCUUCUCCACACCAUUCUCCUCAUCUUUGUCUCCUUUUUGGCCUCUGCUUCGCUCCUGGCCUUAUCAUCCUUGUGUCAGACCAAACCAUAGCAAUAAAAAUCCAGCCUCUGGGCUUAAAUCUGUGGCUGAGAUCUGGUCAGUUAUCGCUCGAUUCUAACAUUAAGUCACAUAGACUUUCUCAGUGAUUGUUGGUUUCUUCUGCUAUGUAAAGCUGGGUGAAACUUCAACAUGAUAUAGGCUUUAAUGCAUUUUCCCUCUCUUUGCCCCAGUAAAAAGGAGACUUAUGGUACUAUGGUGCUUGUGUGUGUUUGGUGGUGGCCGGAGUUUAUGAAAGAUGGGUUUUAGUAUUACUGAUAGAAAGCAUCUGAUCAAAGGAGACAGUUAACAUGCAUGAAAAUGAAGAGUGAAUAGUAGAUCACUUGUUGUUUUGCAAAUUCAUUCAGAGAGGAAGUGUGUGAACAACCAGCCAAACGUGCAUGCUGGUAGUUUUUUAGCUGGCUCGACUUCACAUAUACCAUCUGCUAUGUGUCUUUGAUAUGGGAAGGUGUUUGAAUUUACUGUGCCAAAUGUCAGCCAUGGAGCCAUGUUCUGUUACAGAGUGUAAACUGGUGGCAAAAUGAAAAGCAACUAACUUUUCUUUCUAAUUAUAAGCAGAAUGAAUAACUUAAAGUGGAGACGCACAUAAAGAAAAUAAGGAGCUCAAGUUGAGCUGGUACCACUGUUUGGCUAACACUCCCCAGUCUCCACACAGACAUUUAUUACCUAUGCAGUUUGUGAUAUUCCAAUCAGAGGUGACAUUUUUCAAGCAAAAAUUCACUACAUAAACAGGAUUUUACAUCCUUAUCUUCAUGAUGGUGACUCAAACCUGGGGCUGCUUCUUUGACAAUUAAUUUAUAUCUUCUGAACAUUUGAACUACGGAUGUUUUCUUAAAAUUUCUGCCUAUGUCCAAAUGAACAAUUUCAAACUGGAGCCUAAUGUGUGCCUACGUCCCUUUCACUUCUGUCAGCAUCAGCGAAGAUAUUCAGUUCACUCAGACAAAGAAGCAGAAUCAGGAGGUUUUGUGAGACACACGUUAACUGUCCCAAAAUCAUGUGUCAAUUCUGUUUUGGAGUGAAUUUUCCCUUUAACCUCAGAUGCAGUACACAGAAAUGGAGGCGGCCAUUCCUGCAUCUUAGUCUUAUUUUUAAUAGGGUCUCUUUUGUUUAUCUUGUGUUAUCAUGAAUGUUUUAUUUGUCUGUCCUGUGCUAAGCACCACCAAGUUGAAUGCACACUGAGAAGCUCCAAAUCCUAAAUAGACUACUUACAUUCAGACUAUGGACUGUCGCUGCCUCUUUCUCUGUCUCAACUGAUUCAUUUAACUGAUGAUAACUCAAGAACAAAAGUGUGUUGGAGAUACUUGAAUAAAAUUCAGUAUCACAACAUAA
Molecule: messenger RNA, 3756 nt
Organism: Centropristis striata (black sea bass)
Lineage: Eukaryota; Metazoa; Chordata; Actinopteri; Perciformes; Serranidae
Gene: fem1a
Product: fem-1 homolog a
Exons: 1
Coding region: 413-2266 (617 amino acids)
Molecular function (GO): protein binding
Source: RefSeq, a predicted model, not a curated record